Molecule: messenger RNA, 3606 nt
Organism: Clonostachys solani
Lineage: Eukaryota; Fungi; Ascomycota; Sordariomycetes; Hypocreales; Bionectriaceae
Source: the annotation of a GenBank genome assembly
AUGUCCGACGCAUCAGUGGAUAAGUCGCCUCUGUCGCCGCAGGCCUACACGGUAGGGUUGAUCACAGCCUUGCCUGUCGAAUACGCUGCCGUCGUGGAAAUGCUGGACGAGAGACACCAGCCACCACACAUCCAAGGAGAGGCUGACGUACAAUAUACAAAUGGCCGAAUCCACAGCCAUAACGUAGUAAUCGCUUGCCUCCCGGCUGGUGAGCCUGGCCUUACCUCUGCCACCACUGUCGCUACAGAAAUGACUAGCCAUUUUCCCAACAUUAAAUAUCGUCUCCUCGUUGGGAUCGGGGGUGGAAUCCCAAGCGAUAUCGAUAUUAGACUGGGAGAUGUUGUCGUGAGCCAACCCAGCAAUGGCCACGCCGGGGUGGUGCAGUUUGACCUUGGGAAGCGUCUGCCGAAUGGACGGUUCCAACAAACCAGCCAUCUCAAUAAGCCACCAAGACCUCUGCUGCAGGCUUUAUCGGAGGUUCAAAGAAAACAUAUGCUGGAUGAGGGUUCGUUUACGGAAUACUUAUCGCAGCUUGGGGAAAGGCGGAGCAAGUUCAGACGUGAAAAGGCCGGACCGGACUGCCUUUUCCCAUCUGAAUAUCCCCAUAAGAGAGGCAACAACUGUGACCGAUGUUCCAAGAAGAUGCUCGUAGAGAGAGAACCACGGUCAGAAGAGGAGCUGGUACAAGUGCACUACGGCACGAUUGCGUCGUCAAACUCUCUUAUUAGAGACGGAGUCGAACGGGAUAAAAUCUACGAAGAUCUUGGCGGCAACAUCCUCUGUUUCGAGAUGGAGGCUGCCGGGCUGAUGAAUGACUUCCCUUGCCUUGUGAUCCGUGGUAUCUGUGAUUAUGCAGACUCACACAAAAACAAGAGGUGGCAGCCUUUUGCAGCAGCUACGGCAGCAGCAUACGCAAAGGAGUUGCUCCAGGUGAUUUCACUAAACAAAGAUGCAGAAUUCGACGAGAUCCAAGGCAAGUAUUUCAUUACCUACCUAUUUGAUCGCCACACUGUUAUGUCUCCAUGGAUUUUACCAUUCAACCGAAAUCCUCAUUUCACUGGCCGCUACAAGCUGCUAGAAAGACUCCAAUAUUGUCUUAAUGACCCUCAGAACCACCCAUCAAUCGCUAUACACGGCAUUGGUGGCACCGGGAAGAGCGCUGCCGCUGUCGAGUUCGCCUAUCAAGCCCGCAAGAGCAAUCCCACUCUAGCGGUUUUCUGGGUUUCUUCAUUUACAAAGGAGCGUUUUCUAGAAUCAUAUCGCGAGAUCGCGCUACAGAUUAAAAUUUCAAAAACGGACGAUUGCGAUGACGAUAUUCUCAAACACGUCCGAAAGAAGUUGAGCGAAGGAUCCAUGCGCAGAUGGCUCAUCAUAGUCGACAAUGUGGACGACGGCUCGGUCCUCUUUGAUGCUAAUGAGAGCGGUGAUCGGCUAUAUGAUUAUCUCCCCCAUAGUCCGCAAGGGAUUAUUCUCUUCACUACCCGAACCCGCAAAAUCGCUAUCGAUGUGGCUCCUCAUGAUACUUGGUCACUUGGCGAGAUGGAUUGUUGCGAGGGAAAACAGCUGUUACGGAAGCUCUUCGGGAAUGAACAAUAUUUAGCAGACAACGCGCUGGAAAAAUUCUUAGAGAUGGUCAUAUCACAUCCUCUCGCUAUUAUCCAGGCUAUCGCGUUUAUCAGAAAAAACGGCAUCUCCCUGGAACGCUAUAUGGAAUUGUUCGAAGAGAGCCGCAGUUCCAGGACUGAGCUAUUGCGGGAAGCUUUCAAUGACCCCAACAGAGACAGGGAAUCGAGAAACGCCGUUUUCCUCACUUGGAAGAUUUCUUUUAUGCGGAUAGAAGAAGAGGACAAAGUUGCAGCUGCUUACCUUAGCAUCUUGGCUUGCAUUGCACCGCAAAACAUCCCACGAGCGAUUUUCCCACCCGCAGAAUCAGAAAUUAGUCGGGAAAAAGCGCUUGGCACACUAAAGGCAUAUUCGUUUUUGAGCAAGCGGACUGACGGGGAUAUUUACGACGUUCAUCCCCUAAUUCCAGGCAUCGUGCAAGAACAUCUAAGAGAGAGAGACAGAUGGCACGCAGUCACGGUUAUUAGCGUUUUCUGGUUAAGAUGUUUGAUUCCAGACGGGGGCUAUGAGAAUUUGAAAGAGUACCCGCCGUUUCUUCCCCAUGGAAAAGCUUUUGCAGAAAUUCCCGAAUUGAGGCGCGAGCCGGAUGUGCUAUUCUUGCUUCGCAGCGUUGGUCAAUGUUACAACAGUCUCGGACAAGGCGCAAUCGCCAUUCAAAUAUUCGAAGACGCCCUUGAACGCUUUAAUCAACAGUUUGGCCCAAAAAGCCAUCAGACUCUUCAUACCAUGCAUCUCUUGGGGAAAGCAUUUCAAACACACAAGAGUUAUAAAGAGGCAGCACGUACAUUCGAAGAGCUGUUGAUAUUGGAGAAAGAAGCCAUUGGCGAUGAAGAUCCUCGGACACUGGUUACUCGAUCCACCCUAGCAUCAGUAUAUCAGUCUCAAGGCAAAUGGCAUGAGGCUAAAAGAUUAUAUUUGCAGGUAAUGGAGUCAAGGAAGCGAGUGCUGGGUGAGGAUCAUCCCGAUGUAAAACAUAGUGAAAUGGAUUUAGCCUUGUUGCACCGGGAUCAAGAUCGAGGGGCUGAAGCUGAACUACUGCUGUUACGGGCCCUUGGACGAACAUUGUUAAGCCCUACGAAUGACUUCAACAAUGUUAUUUUCAUCAAGUCUCAGUUGGCAUUCAUAUACCAAUGUACAGGCCGAUGGAAGCUGGCUGAGGAGGUUGGAUCACAAUUGGUCGCUGCUUCGAAGAAAAUUCUUGGCGAGGAUCAUCCUGACACCUUGGAGUUUCUUGCCAGCAUGUCGGGAAUCUAUCAAGGACAAAAUCGGUGGAGCGAAGCGGAAGAAGUGCUGUCACGGGUAAUCGAGACCAGAAAAACCAUCCUCGGUAAUGAACAUCCCGAUGUCCUGGCUGCGCAGGCAAAUCUUGGUUUGGUAUAUCAGAAGCAAGGAAAAUUACAGAAAGCCGAAGACCUACAAGUGAAAGUGAUCGCGGUCAUGAAAAAGGUAUUCGACCAUGACGAACUUGAUCUCUUGCUUGCUCAGGGAAACCUAGCAUUCACAUAUCACAAGCAAGAACGGUGGGCGGAGGCAGAGAAGCUAUUCCUGGAGCUGGUAAAAGUCAUGAGCCGAACGCUAGGUGACGAGCAUUCAGAAACCUUGAAAGUGAAGAUGAACUUGUCAUUCACGUAUCGAAGCCAGAAGCUGUUGGAGAAGGCUGAAGACUUGCAACUGGAGGUGAUGCAUACCAGACGGCGUGUGCUUGGAGACAGUCAUCCUUGUACUCUCGUAAGCAUGCAUAGCCUUGCUCUCACUCUGAUGUGCUCAUUCCGUGUCAGUGAAGCUAUGGAGCUUGUGGGACCAAUUCUUGAUAAUUCUAGUGAGGUAUCUCCUCUGGGGGGCCAGCCCACCAUCAUAAUUCGAUGCUGGGACUCGGCCGAGGAGUCACUUUGGAAACAUGUCAUCGGUCGAGGAUUGUUUAUGUCUUCAACCCAAUUCAACGUUUUCGAACGUAAAGAUGUCUCAGAUGCAUCAUCAAGCUAG